Cannabis sativa is the source of this 681-nucleotide messenger RNA. RefSeq lists its product as uncharacterized. The transcript has a single exon. NCBI's taxonomy places the organism in Eukaryota, Viridiplantae, Streptophyta, Magnoliopsida, Rosales, Cannabaceae. Gene Ontology annotation, molecular function: enzyme inhibitor activity. The record is from RefSeq and is a predicted model, not a curated record. Bases 1 to 681 code for a protein of 226 amino acids.
AUGGAGGAAUUCAAGUUCAACCAUAGCAUAAUCCUCUUAAUCGCCGCAUCUCUAGUAUUACUCUUCUCAUCACCACUAGUCCAAUGCCACGUGACAUCAUCACCAUCGCCAUCACCAUCACCUACCCCACAACCAUAUGAAUCACAAAGCAAUAAUCAUAAUAGUGGAUACGUCCAUUCAACACACCCCAAAAGAAGAUCAAAUCCCACUUCAAACGACGAAUUCAACCUCUUAGAAAAUAUAAAUAAAAUAUGUAGUGUCACUGCAGACCCCAAGAUAUGCGUUGAGGCAAUCCUACCCCACGUGAAGGGUCACGUGGACCCUGUUUUGGCUCUCCAAACAGAGAUCAAAUCCUUCAUUACGUUAUUGGGAAAAGCCAAUAUAGUGAUGAAAGCCACCCUAAAGCACUCAACAAGUUCAACAACAGCAGAUUGCCUAAGAUUAUGUGUGGACAUGUACAGCACCGCUCGUAUGGACCUGAAACAAGCAUUGCAGGCUAUUAAAUCCCAUGAUAUUGGAUUGUUGAAUAGCCUUCUAAGUGGUGUUAUUACAGGUAUAGGGACUUGUGAUGAUACUGUCUCUGAGGCUGGUGAAGAGUUGCCUCUUGAUACUAAUUUAGUUAACACUAUUCAUAAGUUGGCUGAUAACUGUAUGGAUAUUUCUGCAGUACUUCUUACUUAA